CAUGUGUUCCAGGCCACACGAUUCGGGCAGCAAGAGCCGAGCAGACGAGCGUUUAUAAAUACCCAUCCUUACAUCCAACCUCGAGGAGGAGAUCACAAACCGCGCGCCGCCGCCGACGCCGACGACGACGAAGACGACGGCGAGCGAGAGCGCGCGCGACUCCCACUCCGACGAUCUUGAACUUGUGUGUACGCUAUUAUCGUCCGUCGUCGUCGUCGCCGUCGUUGUAUUGUGUUGGCUUUUAGCUAUCACUCCCCUUCGUCCUCGGCGGCCGGCCGGACGUGCUGCUCGAUCGAUCGAACGCCGGCGGCCUCCGCCGCCGCCGCCGUCGUGAUUGAGUUUUUGCAGGAUCAGUACUAGGGUUCAUCUUGGAGAACCAAUUUGAUUCGAUAGAACGAGCGAGUCGAAGAAGAUGGUGCUCGCGAGCACGCCGAAGGUGGUGCUGGGAUGCGUGGCGUUCACGAUCUUCUGGGUGCUGGCCGUGUUCCCGUCGGUGCCGUUCAUGCCGGUGGGUCGCACGGCGGGGUCCCUCCUGGGCGCCAUGCUGAUGGUGCUCUUCCGCGUGAUGACACCCGAGGAGGCGUACGCCGCCAUCGACCUCCCCAUCCUCGGCCUCCUCUUCGGCACCAUGGUCGUCUCCAUCUUCCUGGAGCGCGCCGACAUGUUCAAGUACCUCGGCAACAUGCUGUCGUGGAAGAGCCGCGGCAGCAAGGACCUCCUCUUCCGCGUCUGCGUCGUCUCCGCCGUCGCCAGCGCGCUCUUCACCAACGACACCACCUGCGUCGUCCUCACCGAGUUCAUCCUCAAGGUGGCGCGCCAGAACAACCUCCCGCCGCAGCCGUUCCUCCUCGCGCUCGCGUCGAGCUCCAACAUCGGGUCGGCGGCGACGCCCAUCGGCAACCCGCAGAACCUCGUCAUCGCCGUCGAGAGCGGCAUCACGUUCGGCCAGUUCCUCCUCGGCGUGUUCCCGGCGAUGGUCGUCGGCAUCCUCGCCAACACCUGCAUCCUCCUCUGCUACUUCUGGAGGUACCUCUCCGCCGACCGCGACCAGCUCGAGGGCGGCGGCGGCGCGCAUGGUCCCGAGGUCGUCGCCGACGAGGAGGUCACCUCGCACCGGUUCACCCCGGCGAGGAUGUCCCACGCGUCGUCCGUCAACGACAGCGACUGCAUCAGCGAGCCCAUCCGCCGGAGCGAGAGCAUGAACCGCGCCGACGCGCUCCGCAGCCGGAGCUACAACUCCGAGGGCGACAUCCAGGUCGCCAUCCGCUCGCUCCGGGCGUCGAGCCUGUCGCGCGAGAUGGUGGAGGUGUCCACCGUCUGCGACCGCCGCGACGUCGUCGUCGACGGCGGCGGCGGCGGCGGGCCGCGCAAGAUCACCAGGUCGACGAGCCACCAGCGGAGCGUCAUCAUCGAGGACGCGCCGGAGCAGCACCAGCAUCCGGCCGGCCUUUUCGACGGCGAGAAGGACAAGGACGACGAGGCGAUCGGCAAGCGGCGGCGGUGGAAGGUGAUCGUGUGGAAGUACGCCGUCUACCUCACCACCCUCGGCAUGCUCGCCGCCCUCCUCCUCGGCCUCAACAUGUCGUGGACCGCCAUUACCGCCGCCCUCAUCCUCCUCGCCCUCGACUUCACUGACGCCCAAGCUUGCCUCGAGAAGGUGUCAUACUCGCUGCUGAUCUUCUUCUGCGGGAUGUUCAUCACGGUGGAUGGAUUCAACAAGACUGGAAUUCCAAACACUCUCUGGGAGCUCGUCGAGCCGUAUGCGAGAAUCGAUAGCCCGAAAGGCGUCGUUCUUCUCGCGAUCGUCAUCCUUGUUCUGUCAAAUGUGGCAUCAAAUGUUCCAACAGUUCUACUGCUGGGCACAAGAGUGGCAGCAUCAGCCGCAGCGAUCUCCCCUGCAUCGGAGAAGAAAGCCUGGCUGAUCCUGGCCUGGGUGAGCACGGUGGCCGGCAACCUGACCCUCCUCGGCUCAGCCGCGAACCUGAUCGUCUGCGAGCAGGCGAGGCGCGCGCAGUUCUUCGGGUACAACCUCACCUUCUGGAGCCACCUCCGCUUCGGCGUGCCGUCGACGAUCAUCGUCACCGCCAUCGGCCUUCUCAUCGUCAUGAGCUACUGAUGAACAAGCCUCAAAUGGAGAAGAAGAAGUAAGUAAGUAGCAGCAAUCGAAAUCACGUAGCAGCAGUACAAGAUUGAAGGUUUUACUACUACUACUACUAUUUCAGCUGGUUUCUUCCACAAAGGUAAAGAAGAAUGGAAGGAAGCAGCUGUGGAUAUGAUGGAUGCAGAUGGGGACUGAACUGAAAUACUAGGUUCAGCUGAGAAAAAACAAUGUGAUACUUUGUAAUGUGUUUUUUGUUGUUAUAGCUGGGUUUUGUGUUCUGUACUUGUAAUCUUUUAAUCCAUGCAUGCAUGCGCGAAGCAAAAUUAAGCGCGAGGUUGUGUCGCUAAUUAAUCUGCUGAAAAGCAAAAAAAUAAGUGGGGGCAGAUUAUUGUUUGUAGAUGAUGAUAAUUAAUGACCCAGUCGAUGGAACUUGGAAUUAGUCGGCGUACUUUGUACCCUGUUGUAAGGUGAAGCAAGGCCUUUGAUAGGAAUGGAUAUAUGGUGAUGUUAUUUUGCUUC
Messenger RNA from Oryza sativa Japonica Group (Japanese rice), 2620 nucleotides. RefSeq names its product silicon efflux transporter LSI2-like. Lineage: Eukaryota; Viridiplantae; Streptophyta; Magnoliopsida; Poales; Poaceae. Gene Ontology annotation, cellular component: membrane. The record is from RefSeq and is a predicted model, not a curated record. Gene Ontology annotation, biological process: transmembrane transport.